Linum tenue is the source of this 3436-nucleotide messenger RNA. The record is from the annotation of a GenBank genome assembly. NCBI's taxonomy places the organism in Eukaryota, Viridiplantae, Streptophyta, Magnoliopsida, Malpighiales, Linaceae.
AUGGUGUUUUGUUCUCAUUUCUCCUCUUCUCAGCUCAUUGGGAUUGCUUCUUCUGGUGUGGAUUUCGAUGGUGGUGGCAGGCUAACUGGGACCUUAAAAGCUGUCUUCUUUUAUGGGUUGAACUCACACAGGGUAGCAAUGGGCAGCUUGAGCGAGGAAGAAUUCCGGUUCUUCGAUGCUGGUGAUGACAUUGCAUCGAGAAUCUCCGAUGUAAGUAGUGACAUCUCUGAUUGCCGGCAGAGUUUGGCUGAUAGCAAUUCAGCUGCCCCUAGCCCUCGUUAUGAAUUGUGGGCCGAUGCCCCCAAAAGUGUGGAGGAACGGCGAAAUAUGUUCUUGAAAUGGAUGGAUGUGGAGGGUUCAUGCCCAUAUGGAGAUUUUCCCAGUCCAGCGGGAAGCGGGAUUGAUAGAAUGAUUGCAAGCAGUGGAGCUGUGUUGAGGAACUCUUGUUACGAAGGCGAGUUUUGCUCGACAAGGUCUUCGAGGCUGAGUUGGUCCUGUGAUAGUUCCAGGCUUCUGGAGGAGUUGGGCUCAGCUCACGAGUUUGUAGGUAGAGAUGGAAAUUCGGGUGGAGGGGUGGCUUCCAAUGUAGAUGAAAGUCAUGAACUUUACUCGCCAUAUUCAGCAAGUGCUAGGGAAUGUAGUAGCAAUGCUUCUGGCGCAUCAUCACCUUCACUUCGACGGCAUCAGCCAGGCUGCGGGGGAUCUAAGGAUAGUAGCACAAGCAGCAACACUACUUCCAAGACAAUUAAGAAACGGUGGUUGAGCAGGUUGAGGUCAAUGGCAUGUGCUGUGGAUGGAAGAACACAAGCCGAGAGGUUGAGCCAUUCUGCUGAUGAUUUACUUUUGUAUAAGGUACGAAGGGUGAAAGUUAGGCAAUCUGGGAAGCAAUUGAAGGAGCUCUCUGCACUCUACAGUGGGCAAGAUAUCCAGGCUCACAGGGGCUCAAUCUUGGCGAUGAGAUUUAGUCCAGAUGGGCAGUACCUGGCAAGUGCUGGCGAAGAUGGGAUUGUGAGAGUAUGGCAAGUUCUUGAAGAUGAUAGAUUGAAUGAACGUGAUAUUCCAGAAAUAGAUCCUUCAUGCAUCUAUUUCACUGUGGAUCAUUUGUCCGAGUUGAAACCCCUUACUGGUAAUCGAGAGAAGAUGGCUAAAGUGAGGAGUUUGAGGAAGACAUCGGAUUCAGCUUGCAUCAUUUUGCCUCCUAAAGUUUUUAGAAUAUUGGAGGACCCAUUGCACGAGUUUGUUGGUCACAGUGGUGAUAUCUUGGACUUGUCAUGGUCAAAUGAUAAUCAUUUACUAUCAGCUUCAGUUGACAAAACUGUUCGUCUAUGGCAAGUAGGAUGCAAUCGAUGCCUCGGUAUCUACUCACAUAGCAACUAUGUUACUUGUGUUCAGUUUAAUCCUGGGGAUGAUAAUUACUUCAUGAGUGGUUCCAUAGAUGGGAAAGUUCGGAUUUGGGCAAUUUCUGGUUGCCAAGUUGUUGACUGGAUUGACAUUAAAGAAAUAGUUACAGCAGCUUGUUAUCGUCCAGAUGGGCAGGGAUUGAUUGUUGGCUCAAUGACAGGCACUUGCCGCUUUUAUAAUAGGACCAACAAUCACUUGCAAUUGGAUGCACAAGUAUGCUUAAACAACAAAAAAAAGCCGCCUGGAAAAAGAAUAACUGCCUUCCAGUAUUGCCCACGAGACUCGGACAAAGUAAUGGUGACCUGUGCUGAUUCACAAGUCAGGAUACUGAAAGGGCUCAAUGUAAUUGCCAAAUACAAAGGCUUGAGGAACACUGCAAAUCAUGUAUCUGCACGGUUUACUUCAGACGGAAAACAUAUAAUAUCAGCUUGUGAGGAUGCCAAUGUUUACAUGUGGGAUAGUUUUGGCUUAGAGAACUCAUUCUGCCCAAAUGGUAAAAACAUAAAGUCUUUUGAGCGAUUCUCUGCUGAUGCAUCGGUUGCACUGCCUUGGUCUGGUUUAAAGAAGUACUGUAACUCAGAAAAUGGGAAACCUCUGCCUUUUUCUUCGCCUGCAAGUUUCAAUCUCAAUCAAGAGUACUACCUCGAGCCAUAUCCCAAAGGUUCAGCAACGUGGCCAGAGGAAAAGCUUCCGAGAUCAAGCCCUUCUCCAGCCACGCCAUUAGCAUCGAUGCAUAAAUCACAAUACAAGUUUCUGAAAGCUUCAUGCCAGAGCGCUGCUGGCUCUCAUGCGUGGGCUCUUGUCAUUGUGACUGCAGGGUGGGAUGGCAAGAUUCGAUCUUACCACAGUUACGGCCUGCCAGUUCCAACCUGAGAUUGUUCUUGGUUUUCAUGAGGAUCAACCUGAUGUUCACUAUCUCAGGUGUGAAUACCUUAUGCUCGACACUCCACUGGGCCCACGUCUGAUAAAGGCUGAGGCAUGACAUGUGGUGGGGGAUGGUUGGCUGCAAACAUAUUCAUGCUUGGGAAAUGAGCAAGUGUGGCUGUGAUAGGCUUGUUUUUGCUUUUGGAUGGAUACGCAGGUGAAGACUGAAGAUUUUUCUCACUUGUCAACUAAUGGAAAGAUAUGCAGGGGCCAUGUCUUGAGAAGAGGAGAGGCCAGUAUUAGAUAGAUUCUUCUUCUUUAUCCACAAUGGAGGCAUGUCAUGGCCAGCCACUUCCAAAAAAAGGAUGAAGGGAAUCAAAAACCUGGUGGCUGGAGUUCAUUUUAGUGGGGAUGGAAAUGGUGAGGGGUAGGGAACUUCACACCAUUACAACAUAUAUUGGCGGUUCUGCAAUGAAUGAUUGAAUUGCUCUUGUCUGCCAUUUCCUCCACUCAAGGUAGGGUAUAUAUGCUUCACCUGACCCAUGGGGGCAUCAAUAUUGAGACGUCAGCAUCUAGUUGUCUGCUCAUCCAUCCAUCCAUCCAUGGAACUCCAGUAGCAACCUAACCAAGUACCGAGUUUUUGAAGAGUUGAUGAUCUAUGUGUGUGUAUAUUUUCCUGUUCCCUUUUCUGUUCUUCCUGCUCUUGCUCACAGGAUUUUUGUACAUGUAUUUUUGUCUUCUUAAGCUUAUUCUAAAGGAUCCCCCUUUCAUCAUCCUCUUGGAUUAGGAUUAGCGAUAUCGAUGUCCAUCCCGUUUUCUGGAGAAAGUAUGAAGAGAUGGAAUUUACCCUCAUGCCUGAACAUGUAGUUCUUGUCAGCAGCAGAGGCUUUAAAUUGUAAAAGGUUUAUCCUUUGGUGUAAAUUGUAAAUGAUUUGGGAAAGGGAAAAAAAGAAAAGAGUUGUGAUCACCAUUUUGGCUAUGUACACUCUUCUCUGUUUGUGGUUGGAGUUUUUUUAACUUGUAAACUACCCUGGGAAAAUAUCCAGAAACUGGGGCAUCAAGUUUCCAGCUUUCUAGUUACUGCUGUAAUGUGUAGUUUUGUCAUUUACACCAGAAUCAGAUACUUCAUUUUUUUCUCUCCAGAAAUGACCUCCUGCAAUUUUCUGCUGAC